Toxoplasma gondii ME49 is the source of this 7652-nucleotide messenger RNA. RefSeq lists its product as hypothetical. NCBI's taxonomy places the organism in Eukaryota, Apicomplexa, Conoidasida, Eucoccidiorida, Sarcocystidae. The coding region runs from base 1 to 7476 and encodes 2491 amino acids. The transcript is spliced from 10 exons. The record is from RefSeq and is a predicted model, not a curated record.
AUGCUCGACUGGAGGGAAGUGACGUUUCCGUUUCGCAGGGGCACCAAGAAGGGGAUCUCGCGCGUCGUCUUUGCCCCCCGAUGCCACAGAGACGCGCAUGCAGUGCGAGCCUCGGGUGUGCUGCGGACGCCGCCGUCGGCCGCCUCGAGAGAGAACGGAGACCGGCGCGAAGACGAGGAGGCAGGCGACCGCGGGAGAGAAGAGGGCCGAUCUCCACAUGAGUACCUAUGCCUCUUGGUUGCCGGCGAGCAGGCGAGGAGGAGCGACGGAGAGCCGAGCCAGGACGCGCAAGAAAAAGGAGAAGACGCGGAACUCGCAGACACACGAAACAGACGAGAGAAAUCAGGAGAGGAGUCUCCAGCUGUGGAGCUAUUCGAUAUCAAGCAUGGAGUGACGCUCAAGUGGCGCGUGACGGCGCCCGUUCUGCCCAGUGGGCCAUCGUGCGCCGCCUUCUCCCCAGACGCGUCUCUGCUGGCGGUCGGCUGUCUCUGCGGCUCUUUGCUUCUCUUCCUCUCGUCCUCUGGCGAGUGUUGCUUCUCCAGGCGCCUGUCUCCUCCCGCCUGCUCGCGCGCGGCGCCACCCGUGAGUCUCGGCGUCGGUGUCGCCGCGGAGACAGUCGCCUGUCGGGCGUUGCCGGAGGCGGAGACAAGCCGCCGCGGUCGGGACGCGGACGCCCAACGGAGCCGGAGACACCUCGUCCGCCAGGCGACGACCCAGGGAGACAGCAGCUCGGUGGACGCGCGGCGGCGCGGAGGAAAGGAGGAGCCUGGAGGCGAAGAAGAGCCCAGGGAGAAUUCGUUUGGAAACUCUCGAGUCGGGAGAGCACUGCAUACAGCCCCCCUGGUUUCUCUGCACUGGGUUGACACUUCGUCGUGGACAAGAGGCGAAGGCAGCGAAGAGUUGAGAGAGACGCUGGAGACAGCUGUCACCUGCCAUACGCCGGAGCCUCUUGCGUUUCUCGACUUUACGUCCACCUCAGCUUCUCCGUCUUCUUCCUCGCCUUUCAAUUCUUCGUGCUCGGCUUCGGCGCCCGGCCCCUCCUUUGUCAAGACGGUGUUGAAGCCUCCGACACUGCGUUUCCCUGGGGAACUCUUAUCGCUCUUUUCUCUCGACGCAGCAGGCGUCGGAUAUCUCUGCCUGGAAGGCAGAGUGCCUCUCUUCCGAGUGUCGUUCCUCUCUGCGUUCCACCGUCUCGCUGAGGCGUCUCCUUCGCUUUCCGCCGCCCUCGCGUCGCCGUCGCUUCGGACUGCGCGACCGAGUCUCGUUACCGCAGUCAGAGCCGCGGAGACAGCCGCGGAGACAGCCGCCGAGGGUCUCUCUCCAGACCACCGACAGGAGGUCCCACUGCACGCUGCGAGUGUCUCUUCUUCGCUCGCCGCUCCACAGGCUUCUUCUGAUUCACAGGCAUCUUCUUUGAAGCCUGCCUCUUCGUCUCCUCUUGCUCAACAGCCGACCUCAGAGAGAGCCGCUUUGUCGUCCCCCGCAUGCGCUGAGAGGCGCGAGGAGUCGCCGUCCUCAGCCUCUCUUUUCGUUGCCCACUCGCCGUCCGUUCUAUCUCUCGAGGCGGGCACUGGUCCUCACCCCCGCGCUCGCCGAGCUUCCCCGCGUCUUCGCCAGACCCGCAAGACUCCGAACGAAGGAGAAAGAGAAGCAGGGACAGAUGCAGGAAGAGACGCAGGGAGAGCGAUUGCCACCAGAGAGGAGCGAGGCGAGGGAGACUGGAGUGGAGAAGUGAGGAGCUGCGAGGUGAAGAUGGAGACGAGUGCAGUGUCACAGCGCAGCGAGACGAAAAGCCGGCUGGGGGUGAAGAGACAGUUUCAGGCCCUCUCAAGGAACGGGAGAACGAGGGACAGGAGCGGCCGGCUGAGGCCGCAAAGCAACGGCGGAGAAGUGGGCGCCUUUCCGGGAGACGAAAACCUUCUCCCCGGCGAGUGCGAAGGGGGGGGCUGGGAUCCGACAGCGGAGAGCGACACAGACGGCUGUUACACCGCGAAGGAAGGCUCAGCAGCGCUGUGGCAGUCGCGCCAAAGAGAGACAGAGGGAAAGACAGAAGCGCGAGGAAGCGCGACAGAAGAAAGAAUGCAAGAAGAGCAGAUUCACUGCGUACUCGUGGAGAACGGCGAGCAGGAAAACUGCAUGCGCGGCCUCUCACGUUUGCCACUAAACGAGAAGACAGUCAAGAACGAGAAGGCGGCAGCAGAGAAGAUAGCGGAACGGGGAUGGAGGCGACAGUCCUCAGAGGACGAGACAAAGAGCGAGUUAGAGACUCCUCGACGAUGGAGAGGAAGCGAAGAGGAAAUGGACUGGGAGGCAGGUGCAGCAGAGACGUCCGAGUCCGCUCGAGAAAAGCCUGCAGCGACGAAGACAACUUUUUCGCGGGAACCGAACGGUCUCGCGCAAGAGGUUGGGCGCCUCUGGGGUGUCCAGACAGCAGCAGUCUCUCCCAACCUGUCGUCUCUCGCUCUAGUGCUCUGGACUACGCCUCUUUUCUCUGCAAUUGUGUCACCUGUCUGCGAAGCGCAGCCGUCCGUCGAAGUCUGCCGCUCUUCGACUGCGUCCCCUUCGUCUUCGCAGACUCCAGGAGUCUCUGUGGCGUCUCGCAGUGUUGCCCUUUCGAGUGACGAGGCUCCGACCACCGGGCAGGCGCCUUCAGCUCCUCUCCGGUUGAAGCGCCCCGCCUCCGCCCCGGGAUGUCUCUCUCAGGUGUCACCUCGGCCUCCCUUUACUCCUUUCGUACCUUCUUCUUCUUCCUCGUACUGGCUGUCUUCGUCUCCUUUGUCGUCUGUCGCUGCGGCUUCACCUGGGCUCCUCUCGCUGGCGCAGGCAGACUUGGCGCACUCCGUUUCGCUGCUCGGUUCCGCGGACGCACAGGAGAAGACUGGACGACGGCGACCCGCGAGCCGUCCGGAGCCUCUUCAGGAUCCGCCUGGGAGGGAGGAAGGACGGAUUUCCUCGAAAGGGAGUCGUCAGAAGCGUCUCUCAGGGAUGUCCAGCGCUGCUUCGCCUUCUCGCGCCGUCCCCAGGCGCUUCCCUGCGCCUGUCGGCUCACCCGCGCCGACCUCUCACUCGCCUCAGGGGCUCAGAGACAGGACCAGGUGCAUGGACUCUGAGGCAACCUGUGAGGUGGAUCCAGGAGAGAGAGACGACUGCAGUCGAGACAGCGCAGAGAGGCCCAGGUCACCCCCAGAAGAGAAGACAGAGGAAGAGAGAGGACCGAGCGAGAACUCGUAUGCGGAUAGCAACUUGGCUGUCGGAGUAGCAAUAGGAAGAAGCGAGACGAUCUCUGGAGCUCCUUGGAGGUUUCGCGACAGAGAGCCAUCGAACCGGCGCUCCUCUCAGAACAGUCUCUUCGCUUCUUCCUCUUCUUCAGGGACUCUCUCUCCUUCAUUUUCUUCCACGUUUUCUUCCUCUUCUUCCUCUUCCUUGCCUUACUCUUCUUUCUCUUUUUCUCCUUGUUUUUCCUCUUUUUCUUCGUCAUCUUCAUCUUCCGCUACUUCUGCUACUGUGCAAGUGUCUCCGAGCUCCAAGCGGCCUGUGUCUGAAGCAUUUGCGGAGGAGGCAGCCGUGGAAGCUCAAAUGGAUGCCCGCUGUCUGUCGCGUUCUCCCAGACAGCGUCGCUUGAAGAAACUUCGAAGACUAGACAACUCGCCCUCUGCUUCUCCUGCUUCUUCUCUCGCCUCUCCCGCUUCUUGUCUCAACUCUGCUUCCCUCAACUCUCCUUCUUCUUCUGUGGCUUUGUCUGCUUUCUCGUCUCUGUGCGCCUCGGAGGUCUGCGGCUUCGGCGGCGUUCGUGGAGGUGCGAGGCGAGAGACCGAGACACACGAGCAGCGGCCGCCAGAGCGACAGGGAGACAAUUGUGUACUGCGAGAACGCGAUGGCGCAGCAAACAGACAGAGAGCAGAAGGAAGCGAAGAAGAAGGAAGAGACGGAGAAGCAGGAAGAGAAGAAGGAGAACGGCGAGUCUGUCGCGGAUAUUUUGUGAGCCUGCAGGCGCUGCGGGGUCUCGCGUCGGCACAACGAGACGCAGGGAACUCCAGAGAAGACGAACGAGAGGGAGAGAAAGCAGGAACAGAAGAUGGCGGGGAAGUGGACCAGGGAGGUGGGGUGUACAGACACCCACGCGGAAGCGCGCGAUCCUGCCGGAUCGGAGACAAGGCGAACGAUCGAGGUAUCGCAGCUUUCUUCGACUUGACGCAGCUGUCUGUACAGGGACGACUGGCAACGCAGAGUCUCCAUCUCCUCGCUGCAGCUCAGGGCGAUUUGCUUUUUGCAGUUGACGUUCUUGAGCGCUUAGCCUCCCUCUGGGUGUAUUUCUCCACGCCGUUCACACUCCUGCUCAGGUGUAUGCACACCGGAACGAGGGCAGGCUCGGUCGCGCAGGCUGGGGAGGCGCUUUCCGGCGAGACGUCAUGGCGCCAGCGGAAGUCGCGUUUCUCGGGGCAGAAAGAGGGGCAAUCUCGAAGAGAGCAGAAGGCCACUGUUGAGGACAGCGAGACGAGGACAGAAAAGGAUAGAAUGGGAGAGACCAAGGCGGAGGAAAAGACCUCAAGAGUCUGGAAUGUGGUGGACGGAGACGAAGAAGGAGCAGCGGCAAGCGACGCGGAAGGAGCGGAAGGCUCGAGGAGGGGCGAGGAGACAACCGGAGAGUCUGGAGAGGCGGCAGAACGUAAUUUGAACAGUGCGGCGUCCCCGGAAGGUUCGCUUGAUGAACAAGACCGAGUCCUGAGGCGUCACAUCGCAUUCUCCAUUGCUCUGGGGUGUCCAACAGCGUCUGUUGUGAAUGCUCUGGUACGUCUGUGUGCCGAAGUGGAGAGAGACGUCCGAGUGGAGAGGCAAGCAAACAGAAACGAGAGGACGCAGGACCUGACAGCCCGCCAGACUCGCACGGCGGGGGAGCAGCUCUCGGAGGUCGUUACUCUUCUUCUCCCAGCCGUCGAAACCACACUGCUUCCUGCUGUCCGUCGUGCUCUGCAUCUGACGCGAGGCGCCCUACUUUACGUUUCUCGAUCCCAAUUCUUUGAAGCGCCAUCUUCUUCCUCUCCCUCCGUCUCGUCCGCAGCGUCUUACCCGUACUCGUCCUUCGCUCCUUCUUCCCCUCUUGCUUCCUCGCCGUGCGACGGCGACAAGACGUCUGCCGGCUUAUAUUCGACCAAGAGUUCCGGGGCUGCACGAAGGAGGAGCAGACGCGAGCGGCCUCCCGCGUUUUCGCUCUUCCUUUCCAAGGCUGUCGCCCGGUUGGAAGCUCUUGAGAAGAUGACUUGUUCUCUCCGCGCCUGCCUCCUGGAAGGAGUGACGCGUCAGGUCGCACUCACCCGGUGGAUAGCCGCUCUGCUUCCGCGACUCAUUUUGCCUAACUCUUCCUCUUCUUCCUCAGUUUCGUUUUCCCCCUCUUCUUCGUCUUCUUCGUCUUCUCCACCUCUCGCCUCUUCUUCACCGUUUUCCUCUUCUUCCUCGUGUCUCCUGGAUCUCCGAAUGUUUUCCAACGGCGACAAACGGCAGGGAGAUGUCGCCGACGCUCAAGACACAACGUCAGAGAGGAGUUGUGGGGAUCGGCAAGUCGAAGACUUUUCGUCUUGCUCUGCUUCGCUCCGUCGACCGCCUGGAGUCGAAUCCUUUUCCGCCUCCCAGGCCUUUCUCGAGGGGGGCGAAAGCGUUUCCGAAGAAGAAAACGCAAACGACGAUGAAGCAACUGAAGAGGAAGAAGAAGAGGAUCACCUGCAACUUCCGCGGUGGGAUGUCUGUGCCCUCGCUGGGGACAGACGGCGAGGCAGAGUCGCGGCCGAGAAGGCGGGUGUCGCGUUUGAAGGAAAUCGAUUUCCACGAGAGGAGGGUGAACAGACGCGGCGAAAAGCCUCUACGAAAGAAAACACCGGCGCAUUCGACCUCAACAGACAUCUGACAAAGAACGAGAAAGAAGAAAUGAAACAUGCUGCUGAAUGUCUCCAGAGUCUAGAGGGCCCCAGUGCCGCGCUUCACCUAGACAAAAUCCACCGCCUGCUAGGAUGCAUACACAACGUCUCCUCCCCCGAAUGCGCGCUCCUCUCCGUCGCCUGCGCGGCCCUCGGGGACAUGGCUGCGGCUUGGGACAACGGACAACACGACGUCGAGCUCGCCCCUCUGAGCGGCGCCAGCGCUUUUUCUCCUCUGUCUUCUUCUGCUUCUUCCUCUGCAUCUCCCCUUUCUUUCCGUCUUUCUUCUUCGUUUUCUUCUAAAGCGUCUUCGUCUUGUUCUUCGCUGUUGUCGCUUUCUUUCCUCGCAAUUUUACCGCAUGCAAGCCGUCAGUCGCGCGUCUCUCUGCUGCACCUGCCCGCAUCGACUGCCGGUGUCUCCGAAGAGACAGGAAACAGGCGAGAAUCGAAAGGCGAUACCUUCGCCUUGUCCUGGAUUUCCUCGUCCCCGUCUCCGGAUGCCGUUCAAAUUCUUCCUCGCUCUGAAGAAGAGAUCUCACAGUCUUCUUGUUCCCCGUCUCUCUCGCCUUCCCCUCCUUCUUCUCCCUCAGCCUCUUUCUCUAGAGCCGCGGCGUUGCGAGUUUCUGAGGACACCGGAGUCGGCUUAUAUACGGGUUCUCCACGCUGUUGGCUGCACCACUGCGUGGUGCGGCCCUACUUGGACUCGUCUGCUUCUGUGUUCUCUCCUUCCAGCUCCCUUCUGGAGAGGCCUCGGACGCUUGCGUUUCUUCUCGCGGUGCCUGCCUCUCUCUUGUCUUCCGCAGAGAAGUCUCCCGUCUCUCCAACGUUUGCUGCGCUCAGCUCGCGAGUGGCUUCUCCAGCUGCGCAUGCAGUUGAUGUCCUUCCUUCCUGGAGAAGAAAAACGCGACCUGCAUUCUUCUCUCCCGCCUGCGUGCCAGAGGGCGGCGCAGACGCCCGAGUCUCUGCAGCAUCCUGCGUCUCCGAAGGAAGAACUGACGCGGCGCAAAGUGGAGGAAAACGUUGGGGAAAUGGAGGGAGAACCGGAGAACAAAAGCCAGGGAACGGGGACAAAAACGAAUUCCUUUGUGCACAGGCCUGCGACGUUCUUCCUUUGUCGGCGAAGGAGAUUUGCAUCGUCGGAGAAGUUCGGGGAGAGCCUGCUGUGUUGCUUGUCCGACUCGAUGCGCCCGAGGCUGUCGAAGGAGGAGCAGCGCUCGAAACGAUAGCGCGGGGAACGCUGGCGAGACUCGAAGAACGGACAGGAAGAGCAGGAGAAGUCCGAGCAAGACAGAAAGGAGGAAGGACGCGACGCGAUGGAGAAGGCAAAAGGACAGAAGGCACCGCAAGGCAAGGAGAAAGGAGAGAGCGAGAAGAAAGGAGAGGAGAACCUGAAGCGGUAGGCUUUUUCCGGCUUCUCAGAGGCUUCAAGGCUCCACUGGAGGAGGGGGAAGAAGACAAGCACGACGGCAGCGUCGACCUGCAACUCGCUGCCAGCUUCGACACGCGGAAGGCCGCUGUCUCCUCUCUUCGUCACGGCCGCUUCUGCUUCCUGCUUUUGAAGAAUUGACAAGAUGUUUUUCUGGAGGAAGCUGGAAGAGGACGCGACUGAAGUGGAGAAUGCGAGAGAGAGAAGACACUCGAGAAGCGACGAGACAGAAGAAAAGCGAGAAGCUUCAGAAGAAAGCGCAAAGAGCGGCGACUCAAGACUGCCACACAUCUCCAAAACACAGAGACCUCGACUUG